AUGCAGGCCUUAAGUGCACCUUAUCAAUGCAAAGCUUGUCAUGUUAGCAUCAGUUCUGAAGAAUUCUUGAUACAUUGGGAGCCAAAAUACGUAUUCUCUGUCGUGUAAACUUUACUUAGUUCAAAUGCAAAAAUCGAAGCUGAUAAUAAUGUUUCUUGCUCAGGUUGUGGAAAGUAUCUAGGACACAAAGAGGUAAAUUUUUAAAUCAGGGGUUUGCAAUGGCACUUGGAGCCUAGUUCAUUAAAUUUGAAAAGUGUCGCCAAAGCAGAAGUCAACUUAUUUUCUCUUAAGCAGCAAGAUAUGGCAGAUAUAUACCAGGAUGCAGUUUAGAUGAUCUUGGUUUGGGAGAAUGCAAGGCACUCCCGAAUGGUAAGCUGACGAAUCAACUCGGGGAUUUGAGAAAUAAGUCUGAUGCGAGGCAUUUCUUAACUCCCUAAGCUUGAGCUGGAGAACCAACUUCGAGAAUUAGGUUGAAUUAUUUCAGCCCAGGAUUAUCUAAAUAGGCUCCUGGGCUACAUCAGUAUGAAGAUCACUAGACUUCUUGAAAAUACUAAAAUAGAGGUCAAGCAAAAUUUGCUGCUGAAGAGCCAAUUAAGAGGUUUUCAAUACAGUUCAGAAACAGAUUUGGUCUUACUCCAUCAUCGCUCUGAAGGUAGGCUGCUUUUAACAGAUCGAAAUGGCUUCUAUAAUGAUUUUUUGGCAAGUGUGUAUAGAUUCAUGGAAGGAAGAGUGCUAGUUUUAAUAACGAAUAUUGAAGAAAGUCCACCUGAAGGAGCUUUAGUUUCUUCAGAAAUAUAUGAAUUAUCUAAAUUUGGAGACCAGCCAACUAUAGCCGAGCCUUGUUAUGGCUUAGGCUGCGCUGAUGACUCCCGAUGUCACCCAAGGGACAGGCAAAUCAACAUUUAUUGGUAAACCAAUUCCUGGAAGGUAAAUCCGCCUAAUAUUGAAGAUUUGCCGCUUAGGGAGUUAGUUUUACCAUUUUCAACUCCUGGGUGGAGCGCCAAAGCCCGAGCCAUAGCAAGACUCAGGGCAUAUAGGAAUUUUAGGCGAGAUGGGAAAGGUAGUGUGCUGGAAAAGCUCGCCUUCAGAGUAUCAACUUAAUCAUAUAAGAGAAAGUAUUAUGAGAUCAGCCUUUUAUAGAGAACCUGCUAAUUAUGCAAGAUUGCCAGAAGCUUAUCAUCCUUCAGCUUCAAAUAAGUUUAAGUGUUCAUUACUAUAA
Messenger RNA from Blepharisma stoltei, 1219 nucleotides. NCBI's taxonomy places the organism in Eukaryota, Ciliophora, Heterotrichea, Heterotrichida, Blepharismidae. The record is from the annotation of a GenBank genome assembly.